Messenger RNA from Pundamilia nyererei, 2439 nucleotides. RefSeq names its product rho GDP-dissociation inhibitor 1-like. The transcript is spliced from 6 exons. NCBI's taxonomy places the organism in Eukaryota, Metazoa, Chordata, Actinopteri, Cichliformes, Cichlidae. Gene Ontology annotation, biological process: Rho protein signal transduction. The record is from RefSeq and is a predicted model, not a curated record. Gene Ontology annotation, cellular component: cytosol; cytoplasm; membrane. Gene Ontology annotation, molecular function: protein binding; Rho GDP-dissociation inhibitor activity. The coding region runs from base 141 to 752 and encodes 203 amino acids.
GCUCCCGGGAACGUGACGCGCGGGCGGCGCACGGGGCGGCGCCGUCCCCUUGUUCGCCAUACUUGCAGGAGAGCCCAGAGAGCAACGAACGCACUUACUGCAAAGGCUCCUGAAAACACUACUGCGUUUAAUUUAAAGACAUGGCUGACGAUGACGUGACUACGGAGCAGCUAGCAGCUAUCGCCGCUGAAAAUGAAGAGCCAGAGCCAGUGAACUACAAACCUCCAGCCCAGAAGUCAGUGAAGGAGAUCCAUGAGCUGGAUAAGGAUGACGAAAGCCUACGCAAAUAUAAGGAAGCCCUGCUUGGCUCUGGGAUCUCUGAGGCUGAUCCCAAUGUUCCCAACGUCCAGGUGAUCCGGAUGAGUUUGGUCUGUGAUAGUGCUCCUGAGCCGCUGGUCCUGGACCUCUGUGGAGACCUGGAAGCCUUUAAGAAGCAGGCCUUUGUCCUGAAGGAGGGAGUAGAAUACAGAAUAAAGAUCAGCUUUAAGGUGAACAGGGAGAUCGUGUCGGGGCUGAAGUAUGUGCAGCAGACGUUCAGGAAAGGAAUGAAGAUUGACAAGUCAGACUACAUGGUGGGCAGCUAUGGGCCGCGUGGUGCUGAAUACGACUUCCUGACUACGGUGGAGGAGGCGCCCAAGGGCCUGCUGGCCCGUGGCAACUACGUCAUCAAAUCCAAGUUCACCGACGACGACAAGCACGACCACCUGUCCUGGGAGUGGAACCUGAACAUCAAGAAAGACUGGAAAGACUAAAAGAGGCCUUUGUGUUUGGAGCUGGGGGUGUAGGGGGGGCCGCAAGGGAUUCCCUCAGCCCCUCCCCUCCUCCUCCAUCUUCCUCCUCAUCCUCCUCCCAUCCCUGCCACGUCCACCGCCAUUUCUGCCUUCUUUGUUUUUGUCGUGCAUUUCAUGCUCUCAUGCCUUAUCUCACGCCUCGCUGUCUUAACGCCCCACCCGCCCCGCUCUGUCAGCACCAGUAGCAGCAGCAGUAGCAGCAACCUAACCCCCCCCGUCUGUCCGUCCAUCAACACCUUCCUGCUCAACGUUUCAUUGGUUGUGCACGAGCCCACCUCUGUCCAUGCACUCACGCGCCCCACCGAGCUGUGCCAAGUAGCACCUUACUCCUGCGCCCGCUGCCCUCCUCUGCUUCCUGUUUUUUCCCCCAGUUUUUCACUGCUUCAAGAGAUUAAGUCCUGCCCUCCACCUCCCCCGAAAAGGUGUCUUCCUCUCUCAGUAUAAGUACAUGUGGAAAAGCAACUGUACAAUCAACUUUUGUUUGCCUUUUUUAUAUAAUGGUAUCAAUGGUUGUGUAAUGUGAUUGUAUUCACACCACAGUUAAUCAGCUGUUCUUAGCACCACCCCCCAGCAUCCACCUCCCCGUCUGCCCGCUUGUCAACCGCUCCACGCUCGUUUUGCUCACUUACUCGCUCGCUGUCUUUUGAUAUGAUUACCAGUACCUGCCUUGAAAGAAAAACAAAACGAAACACAUUCAUUCAGAGCUGCUCUACGCCGCCUCUUUCUUUUCUAAAUGUACUUGCACGCUCCCUGUCAGAUGGGAGGCGUGGCCAAAGUGAACAAGGGAGUGGAAAGUAUAAAAAGUAGCUGCCUUACGUAUCGAUUAAUGUUUCUUUAGCAUGCCUUGUGUGCACGAGCAGCGCUCGCGAUCAAGUAGUCUGAAUACGAAGGGCUCGCUCUCGCUGCCAACGAAUAACCACCUGUAGCCCUGUUGUAGUGGAGACUGUUUAUACAGGUUACUGAAUGGCAGCUCUGCACACGCCCACUGCCCCCUCCACGCUAAACGCUUCCUGUAAACGGAGGGAACUGAAUGUUAACAAUUGGAGAAAUUUUAAUCUGGCACUCUCGCUUCUUUUAGCCAAGAGGCCUUAGCACCAACUACGAUCACGUGGAGAAAAAUGGUAAAAACAUUUUUAGAUUUUUCUUCCCCCCCCCACUUUGCCUUAACGUUUGCCCCCUCCCCGCCGCUCUCGUUCGUUCAGAUCGCUUCAUAGGUUGCAGUUAGGAGAUCCCAGGUGUGGAGGAGGCUGAGCCAGGCGCCGUCUGCUGCUGCCGCCGCCACUGCCGGAGACCUCGGCGGCGUCUGGUCUCACCCGCAGACAGAGGAAAACUGACAUGAACAGUCAGGUGACACUACCAGAGAAAACACAUGCUCGCUAUUUAAAUGAAGAAUGAAGGUUUUAAAAACACGACUGACCAGUGACACUAAAUAUGAAGCAAACUCGUACUGUACCGAAACACAUGGAUGUAAAGCUUCUGUUUGUUCCUUCCUCAUCCUCUUCUUCUGAUGAUAAUUAUGAAUUCCUGCUCCAUACAUUCCUUCACAUUGUACAGUUUCUAUGAAAACGCUGGCAUGCUGGUGGGGUUGUAUAUUCUAUCAUCAUUUGUGGUUGCUCUUCUCGGUCAAUAAAGAUUUUGCUCAACCUGG